Messenger RNA from Pseudozyma hubeiensis SY62, 1809 nucleotides. Its product is annotated as potential zinc finger protein. The record is from RefSeq and is a predicted model, not a curated record. Bases 1 to 1809 code for a protein of 602 amino acids. The transcript has a single exon. NCBI's taxonomy places the organism in Eukaryota, Fungi, Basidiomycota, Ustilaginomycetes, Ustilaginales, Ustilaginaceae. Gene Ontology annotation, cellular component: nucleus. Gene Ontology annotation, biological process: regulation of transcription by RNA polymerase II.
AUGACAGCAGCGGCAAUGCCAGCGGUGCUGGCGUCUCAGACUGCAGCUCUGCUCCAGCAACCUGUCCUCGACGUUCCGACCGCGCCCAUGCUUGACGCCCAAUCCAUACAGGCUCAGGUAGAAGCCCUCAUACAAUCUACGUCGAGCUCCGUUGCUGCGAGCACCGCAGACAAUCGGGCCUCAACACAGCAGGAUCCUCCACUGCCGGAUUUGGUGCCACCUCCAUCAGCAGCAGGGCCGAACAUUGCACAGCACGACGCCUCGGCCGGGGUGACUCCGCUUGAAGCGACGAGGCUAGCAGAUCCGACCUUGCUGCCGGCACCUGCUGCGGGAGCCGGCGGCUCUUUACAAAUGGCAUCGUCGAAAUCAGCAGCUCCGAUGGAUGCAGCACUCGCGGCGGGUCCGAGCUUCCAGAACACGUUUGCGCAGUAUCAGUUCCCACAGGUCCAUGAUCGAGCGCUCAAAGAUGCUGUUCUCGCUGACACAGCCGCGGACGCCGCUGCGCCUGUCAAGGAGGAGGGAGAAGCGUCUCUCGCCAUGACGAGAGAAGAGGAGGAAAGAGCCGCCGAUGCGCUCAUCGAAGAUCUUUACGCCCAGGAUACGACGGCUGCGCCAAGCGCCGUCUCUGCCAAACCUGAACCUUUCUCUGGCGCGGAUCUGGCGGCUGCGGCCAAAGCCAUCGGCAUCGAGGCUGACGCUGACCUUCUGAGUGGCACCGGCGAAGAUCAACGUGCUCUGGCCGCGGCGAUCAAGCGUCUGGGUGACGCACAUGGAGAGGCUGCGCAGAAAGCGAUUCAGCAGGCAGCCGCGGCGGCCGCGGCGGCAGCAGCUGCACGAGCAUCGCAAGAGUUGGCUAGGGCAGCUGCUAAGGAGCAAGGAGUCGUCACCUCGAACCCCUCUGGUGGCGCGUUCAACACACCUGGCCCAUCACGAACAGCCUCGUCUUCUUCCCCGGCGGCGCGACGGUCAGGCUCCGGUCCCAGAAAGCGCUUCCCGUGUCCGAAGUGCGACAAAGCUUUUGCGCGUGCAUACAACCUCAAUACGCAUCUCUCAACGCACGACCCUGACCCGAAUCGGUCCAAGCCAUUCCCGUGUCCGUAUCCAUCCUGCAAGUCGGAAGGGGGCCGCUCGUUCAGCCGCAAGCACGACCUGCAGCGGCAUGUUGCCAGUAUCCACGAGAAUGAGGCAGAGCCGGGUAUCCACGGUGAUCCAGAGGAAGUCGUCGGCGGCGAGACGGGUGGGCUUGUCUCGCUGGGUCUCGGUACUCCUGGCAAGAAAUUUCGCUGCGAGAGCUGCGGAAGGUCAUUCGUUCGUCGGGAUGCGUGCAAUCGGCAUCAGUGCGAUAGCAGCCCAUUAAGACGAACAUCCAAGUCGCCCUCGAGUACGCCCUACGCGUCGUCAGUUUCGCCGAGGCCGAAUGGCUCUCUGAGCCUGGGAGAACUAAGUGGCGGUGGUGGUGGUGGCGCUCCCUUUGCCCUGGCUCCUGCAAGGUCUGCAGCGGCUCCGCCUUACAGUGCAGGCUCUGGCACCGUUUCGAGGGCAUCUCCGGCUGCUCCGGCGACGGGCAGGCAGUCGAGCCUAUCUAAAGAAGUGCAGGCCGUCGCUAAGCAGCUGCAGGCUCGGGUAGAAGCGCAAUCGCCAGGUCCUCAGGGUCCGAAGGGAUCAAAGAGUCCGCAAGGCCCUUCAUCACAGGCGCGCCAGCGUAGCAUGGCGUCCGGGCUUGCUGGCGGCGAGCGUCGCAACUUCCCACUAUCUGCCAUUUCGCUCUACGCUUCGACAGGCCCUUCAAGCUCAUCGUCUACCCGCUGA